Molecule: messenger RNA, 1596 nt
Organism: Procambarus clarkii (red swamp crayfish)
Lineage: Eukaryota; Metazoa; Arthropoda; Malacostraca; Decapoda; Cambaridae
Source: RefSeq, a predicted model, not a curated record
AUGGAUGAGGACGUGCUACAUAUGGGUGACGACCAUAGUACAUAUGAGGACGUGCUACAUAUGGGUGAGGAUCAUAGUACAUAUGAGGACGUGCUACAUAUGGGUGAGGAUCAUAGUACAUAUGAGGACGUGCUACAUAUGGGUGAGGACCAUAGUACAUAUGAGGACGUGCUACAUAUGGGUGAGGAUCAUAGUACAUAUGAGGACGUGCUACAUAUGGGUGACGACCAUAGUACAUAUGAGGACGUGCUACAUAUGGGUGAGGACCAUAGUACAUAUGAGGACGUGCUACAUAUGGGUGAGGACCAUAGUACAUAUGAGGACGUGCUACAUAUGGGUGAGGACCAUAGUACAUAUGAGGACGUGCUACAUAUGGGUGAGGAUCAUAGUACAUAUGAGGACGUGCUACAUAUGGAUGAGGACCAUAGUACAUAUGAGGACGUGCUACAUAUGGGUGAGGAUCAUAGUACAUAUGAGGACGUGCUACAUAUGGAUGAGGACCAUAGUACAUAUGAGGACGUGCUACAUAUGGGUGAGGAUCAUAGUACAUAUGAGGACGUACUACAUAUGGGUGAGGACCAUAGUACAUAUGAGGACGUGCUACAUAUGGGUGAGGAUCAUAGUACAUAUGAGGACGUACUACAUAUGGGUGAGGACCAUAGUACAUAUGAGGACGUGCUACAUAUGGAUGAGGAUCAUAGUACAUAUGAGGACGUGCUACAUAUGGAUGAGGACCAUAGUACAUAUGAGGACGUGCUACAUAUGGAUGAGGAUCAUAGUACAUAUGAGGACGUGCUACAUAUGGAUGAGGAUCAUAGUACAUAUAAGGACGUACUACAUAUGGAUGAGGACCAUAGUACAUAUGAGGACGUACUACAUAUGGGUGAGGACCAUAGUACAUAUGAGGACGUGCUACAUAUGGAUGAGGAUCAUAGUACAUAUGAGGACGUGCUACAUAUGGAUGAGGAUCAUAGUACAUAUGAGGACAUACUACAUAUGGAUGAGGAUCAUAGUACAUAUGAGGACAUACUACAUAUGGAUGAGGAUCAUAGUACAUAUGAGGACGUGCUACAUAUGGAUGAGGAUCAUAGUACAUAUGAGGACGUACUACAUAUGGAUGAGGACCAUAGUACAUAUGAGGACGUACUACAUAUGGAUGAGGACCAUAGUACAUAUGAGGACGUGCUACAUAUGGAUGAGGAUCAUAGUACAUAUGAGGACGUGCUACAUAUGGAUGAGGACCAUAGUACAUAUGAGGACGUGCUACAUAUGGAUGAGGAUCAUAGUACAUAUGAGGACGUGCUACAUAUGGAUGAGGAUCAUAGUACAUAUGAGGACAUACUACAUAUGGAUGAGGAUCAUAGUACAUAUGAGGACGUACUACAUAUGGGUGAGGACCAUAGUACAUAUGAGGACAUACUACAUAUGGAUGAGGACCAUAGUACAUAUGAGGACAUACUACAUAUGGAUGAGGAUCAUAGUACAUAUGAGGACAUACUACAUAUGGAUGAGGAUCAUAGUACAUAUGAGGACAUACUACAUAUGGAUGAGGAUCAUAGUACAUAUACCGACUUACAACGCAAUUAUCAAGUCUAA